GUUUCCUCUUUUUACAACUGAUGAAGGUGUUUGGAUAGACACCUAAAUGUCUUGUUAAAGGGAUUUUUUUACCCCAAAAUAAAAAUGUUAUGUUUAUCUGCUUACCCCCAGGGCAUCCAAGAUGUAGGUGACUUUGUUUCUUAGGAGAAACAAUUAGGAAAGUUCUAACAGUUUGGACAUUGCGUGAAUCAGGGGUAAAAAAUGAUAUAAAUACUGUUCAGUUUCUUGCACAGACCGAUUGUUUUGUGUAAGAGUUUAGUAAGAGUCAUUGGUUGUGUUGAUUACUGUGGAAGGGCCGUGUGUGACCGUUGCAGAUGAAAGAGACAGGAAGUGUUUUUAGAGCAAUGGUGGUCCUCUCGCCUCUGUGCAACCACAAUGUAGACGGAGAGCAAAACAGAAAAAAACGCUUCCUCCUACAAUAUGAAAAAUAAAGUGAAACUACAACACCAAAAUCUUUCAAAAAGAUUGAUAUGGUAUGAGCAAUGCAAAACGUAAUUUCUUUUUAUUUAAACAAAUUUUUGGGUACAAAAAGUAUCAAAGGUUUAAAAUCUAUCACUAAUUAAAAAAUGGUAAGAAAGUACGACAAUCACAUCUGCUCUACUAUAUAGUCUUAGAUGUGAUCAUUCUUUACAUUAAGUUUUCCUUUUCAUUUUUUUUAAAGAUGUGAUUUACCCUGCCCCCAACCUUAUGUGAUAUAGAGCCAUCGAGCUGUCUUUGUGGUUACUGUGUGUCUAUGCAGAGAAAUGUAUCAUCAUUGCACGUCCUUGUAGCACAAGACACCAUGAGGAUUGGACAACCCAUCUCUGUCUUGCUUGAACAGCACUGGACCCGUCUGUCAAUAGUCUUAAUAACCCUUAUAACAGGGGCCUUGACAGAUGAAGAUGUGAUUAGAGCUCUGUUGGGUGGAAGUGCGUCUUUUAACUUAAAGGUUACAAGUGGCAUGGCAGUAACCCUAGCUGUAUGGAACAAGUGUCCGAAUCAGAAGGUUUUUGUGUUCAGCCCUGACCAUGGACUUACAAUAUUUGACAGCAACUAUGCCGGUCGUCUUUCUGUGAAAUCAAAUCACAGAUUCAUACUGGACAAAUUGCAAGAGAGUGACUUUAUGACUUACUGUUAUGAACUCACCACUUUCCCGCAUGGGAGCCUUCAAGGACAAAUUACACUGGUGAAAACAACAGAAAAUGGUGACAUGCCCAUCAUGAUAAUCUCUGUGGCUUGCAGCAUAGGUUUAAUAGUAUUAUGUGGAAUCAUCGCUGGAGUGGUUUGCUAUAAGAAGAGGAAAAGUAACUCAGCAGCCAAUGCAUUGCAACCUGGAGGCGUUUCUGGCGGUCAGUCCUCUGUGCGGCCGAAAAAUCAGAAGCGACCCAAGAACAAACGUUCACAGAAUGAAGAGGUGGAGGAUGAAGACUUCUGUUACCUGAAUAUUAAUUAACCUAACAAAGUAUGUUUAUAAUGGAUAUUAGUAGAUUUAAAG
Carassius carassius (crucian carp) is the source of this 1474-nucleotide messenger RNA. RefSeq lists its product as uncharacterized. The record is from RefSeq and is a predicted model, not a curated record. The coding region runs from base 734 to 1432 and encodes 232 amino acids. Lineage: Eukaryota; Metazoa; Chordata; Actinopteri; Cypriniformes; Cyprinidae. The transcript is spliced from 4 exons.